Paramecium tetraurelia is the source of this 600-nucleotide messenger RNA. RefSeq lists its product as uncharacterized. The record is from RefSeq and is a predicted model, not a curated record. The transcript has 2 exons. NCBI's taxonomy places the organism in Eukaryota, Ciliophora, Oligohymenophorea, Peniculida, Parameciidae.
AUGAAAUCAACUAUUUCUAGUAUUUCCAGCAUAUCAAAUAAUUGCAGAGCUUUUUGCAAAUCUGAAUAAUCAAUCACUCCUAUGAGAGUACCUUACAAAGGUGGUUCUCAAUUAAAUUGUCUUUCCAAAAAAUCCUAUCACUGUGGGAAUCUUAUAGAGUCUAUUCUCAUCGAAUAUAAAUAGUUAUGCUAAUGGGUUAUUCAUGAAAUAGCAUUAAAAUUGGAUUAAAAUCAAAUAAUAUCUAAAAUCAACACUUAAUUGUCCUAAUUUGAAAGAUUUCUUUCUAAAAAAUUGGAUAACUACACACAAGAAAUAUCCACUCUAAAAAUGAUCCAUUCAGAAAAUUAAAUCACCAUAAAUUAAUUGAAUGUUUCAAAUGAAGAUCUUAAAGUAAAAUUAAAAUAAGUCUCAAAUAAUGUUAGUGAUUAAUUUUCGACAUACACUCCUCUAAAGAAGAAACAAAAUUACUCUAUAGAAUUAAUAACCAAAUAACCAUUAAGAAACAUUAGUUAUUCAGUAUAAGAACCUGGUCACGACAAAGAAAACAUAGAUAUCUCUUUGAAAAAGAAGUCUUCACAUAAACCAAAAUUUAGAAUUUGA